Messenger RNA from Haliotis rubra (blacklip abalone), 1191 nucleotides. RefSeq names its product 28S ribosomal protein S23, mitochondrial-like. NCBI's taxonomy places the organism in Eukaryota, Metazoa, Mollusca, Gastropoda, Lepetellida, Haliotidae. Gene Ontology annotation, molecular function: structural constituent of ribosome. Gene Ontology annotation, cellular component: mitochondrion; ribosome. Gene Ontology annotation, biological process: translation. The transcript is spliced from 5 exons. Bases 124 to 576 code for a protein of 150 amino acids. The record is from RefSeq and is a predicted model, not a curated record.
GGUCAAGGGUAGAUAACUCCAAUUCGCAGGCCAGGCAUGCUCCCCAUAUGAAAUGAUAAGUUUGGUGGUCAAGGCAUAGACAAACUCGAUGUGGGUAUAUCACAGUUUGAUUUGAUUUAAAUCAUGGCAGGCAGUCGAAUUGAGAGAUUUGGAACGAUAUAUUCAAGGCUUCAAGGGUUGUUGAAGUCUGGAGCACUGAGUCAGGUGGACUGCCCAAUAUGGAAGUCGGUGUAUGAAGCUUUCCCCCCUCAGACGGAACCAAUGCAUGAGAGAGAGAUUCCAGACCAGAAAGUCAGGCCUAUUCUCUACCCAGAAGACUUUGUGCGAGUAAGGUACUACAAUACGUUUGGUAACACAGACGUUGUGGAUCUGAGCAAUGAGUCUGUGAAGACAACAUGUCAGAAAUUUGUGGAGAAAUACUUCGACCUACAGCAGAAGGGUGUCCACCCGGACGAUUUGUUUGACAAGACGACAGAGAUCUUGAAGGCCGAAAAUGCACGGCUUCGUUCAACAGAUGAAAUGCCACAGUCAAUCUCAAACAUGGAGUCAAGCAAGGACGAUGGAGAGAAGUUGUAACCGGUAGCAACAAGAUGGGACAAGCAAUCAAACCUGUGUGAACUUAUGUACUGAAUGAGGCUUACCAGCAUUGUCAACUCAGAUACUAGUAUCAAGAGAACCUCCUUUAUCAAGACAUAUACAUACAGGAGAUCAUCAUUGGGAGCCACCCAGUAUGUUAAUGUGAAAACAGGGAUCAUGGACAUUGUAAGGUUGUCAGUAAAACCUCAUAGUAUUCUCAGUGUGUUUAAAUCCUCCCAGCUGUGGGACAGGCAUGAAGCCACUUGGAAUGGUACAAUGAUACACUGGACCACUUUGUACCAUGAUACAAGGUCUGACUUUUGAAAUUUGCAUUGUUUGUAGUUUAAUCCUGUUUUUAAUCCUACUGUGAAACAAAUGUGCUCAUCUAAUUUGUGUAAAUGUUAAUACAUUGUAUUAAGUUUUGUUUUGUAAUAGUGAAAUUGAUCAUGUUCUACAGUAACACAGUGCUCUUUGUGAUGCUUGAACAUCAAUAGGCGUAGGGAAAACAUUGCUCUGUAGACAAGGCCACUAUUGUAUACGGCAUUAGAAUGAGUGGGCAUGUUUAAAAGUGUAUGAUGUGUGUGUGAGAAAAUAAAAAACAUCAAAUCUUCAAAA